This is a messenger RNA of Trichechus manatus latirostris (Florida manatee), 541 nucleotides long. RefSeq names its product R-spondin 4 (gene RSPO4). The transcript is spliced from 4 exons. The record is from RefSeq and is a predicted model, not a curated record. Bases 1 to 513 code for a protein of 170 amino acids. Lineage: Eukaryota; Metazoa; Chordata; Mammalia; Sirenia; Trichechidae.
AUGCGGGCGCCACUCUGCCUGCUGCUGCUCGUCGCCCACGCCGUGGACAUGCUCGCCCUGAACCGAAGGAAGAAGCAAGUGGGCACGGGCCUAGGGGGAAACUGCACAGGCUGUGUCAUCUGCUCUGAGGAGAACGGCUGCUCCACCUGCCAGCAGAGGCUCUUCCUGUUCAUCCGCCGAGACGGCAUCCGCCAGUACGGCAAGUGCGUGCACGACUGCCCCCCUGGCUACUUCGGCGUCCGUGGCCAGGAAGUCAACAGGUGCAAAAAAUGUGGGGCCACAUGCGAGAGCUGCUUCAGCCAGGACUUCUGCAUCCGGUGCAAGAGGCUGUUUUACCUGUAUAAGGGAAAGUGUCUAUCCACCUGCCCGCUGGGCACUGUGGCCCAUCAAAGCACAUGGGAGUGCCAGGAGAGAAACCCCAGCCAGAAGAAGGGCCGGAAAGACGGGCGCCUGCGCAGGGACAGGAAGCUGGACAGCAAGCUGGACGUGAGGCCCCAGCGGCCGCCGGCCUGAGGAGUCGGGCAGGACUGCCCCCUCCCGA